GCAAGGCAAUAAGAAUUUUUCAAGUACACGCAACAUUGCAUUAUUUAAGUUGCCCAAAUUUUCCUCUGCAUCAGAUCAGAACGCAGAUCACUUUACCUUGAUACUUGAUUUGUUAUUCGGCAAAGGCAGUUCCUUCCUUCUCCUCAAGUACUUCGAUGGAAUGCUUGGCUGACAUGGCAAGAGCCAAAGGGACAAAGCCUAUAAGCAUCAAAGCUUGUUCAGAACCCACUAACCAUAUCAGAAGCUCAGAAAACCGGAACAUCUAUGAAAAACUUGGGCAACAGGAACGGGAGAUCACCGACAAGUUACAAACAUUGAAGCUCAAUCAAGCCAAGCUACACAAGAAACGGAAGUCCAUCAGCUGGUAUGGCCACGGAUAUUAUCCGUCUAGCACAAAAGAAGACAUUGACCGGAAAUUGUGGGUGAUAAGGGAUCUAAAACAAUCUCUUCCCGAGCCAACGGAUUCAAAGAAACCAGGCCACAGAAAAAAUACCCACCUCUGUUCCCCAGAAGAAAUCCUACUCAAUGAACAGCUUGUGAAGCUACAUAAAGGGAGACUUCAUGGAAGUAUGAAUUUAGUCGAGGAGAGGCUGCUUCUUCAGAAAAUUGAGAAGGCCAGAGAAGAGAAAGAAAAGAUCUGCAGUGAUGCCGUUCCAGCGAAACAAGCACCUUAUAUAUUCAUGUACCUACAUAACUAUAAAAGGCUAAUGAACACGUCCCGGGGGUAUACUAAUCAGUACUCAGAAGAAGCUAUUAGGCAUUGCAUAAAGGUUUUAUCCAAUCAAGUGGAAGAGCUGAGAAUGAAGAAAAUGAGAUAUGAAGCGUAUAGAAAUCGUUUGGUUCUUGAACAAGCCGCUACAGAAGAGGAGAUAAGGAUUUUUGAGAGAAAGCUGGAGAACAUUAAGCAAAAGAAGGUCGAAUUAGCUUCCAAAUCCCAAGCUAUAUAAGCUCGAAGGACGUAUAGAGCUUAUGAUGGAUGUCUGGAAUUUGAGACAGCUGCUAAUGAGAAGGAGAUCAGAACUUUAGGGAAGAAAGUGGAAAAUAAUAAGCAAAGAAUGUUCAAAACCAUUAAUGUAUUACGAAUUCAUUUGUGUAUUAAGAGAUCAUCAGAAAGCAGCAUUUAACCUCAUCUCAGUCAAAAAGUCUAUUGUUAUGAUCUCCCACUCCAAGCAACAACCAUUAUGUUUAAACUUUGUUUCUUCAUUC
Daucus carota subsp. sativus is the source of this 1206-nucleotide messenger RNA. RefSeq lists its product as uncharacterized. Bases 156 to 947 code for a protein of 263 amino acids. NCBI's taxonomy places the organism in Eukaryota, Viridiplantae, Streptophyta, Magnoliopsida, Apiales, Apiaceae. The record is from RefSeq and is a predicted model, not a curated record. The transcript has 4 exons.